AUAUAUGGAGAGUAUAUAUCUGAAAGACUCAGUGACUCACACAGCUUUUUCCAUUGUUCCACUGCUCUGCUUGAAACAUCCAUCUACACUGCAAAUAACUCUGUGAAUGCCUUAUCCCUUCACUGUGAGUUCAGGUCACUGAGUGACAUGCAGGAUCUAUCUCCAGUCUCUCACGGUUGAUAACUAUUUUACAUUGUAUUGUCCACAUCCAUAACUAUGUGUGUCCUCAGCUCUCCAUGUCUGAAAGUGUUACUGGCUCAGGUAGAAAUACAGUCUUCAUGGGAUCCUCAGCACCUGCUUAUAUCUUUGCGUUCUCUGCCCAGCCAUGUCCACCGUUGCUGUGCUCAGGUAAACACCGGUGCACAGUAAUGAUCCACAUCCACAUAUGACUGAAAUCCCCAAGAGGUUUAAUUUACAGCCUGCACUUACCUCUUUGUUGCUGGGGGUCAGUGUCAGCAGAGCUCAGGUUUGGAGCAACCAGGAGGUAUGCCCACACUUUCCUUCCUCACAGUGAGAGCUGCAGGUUAGAUGCAGCUAAGAUGAGCUUUCUGGAAAUACAGGAUAUACACAAAUUCCAGAGUACUGGAUUCUGUAGCAUUCCCACGAGAGUUACUUUGCAAAACAUAUUACAGUCAUUUAAUACGUGCAACUAUUAUUUCUUUUUUGUAAUAGUACAGUUACCCUCCUGAGACCUAUCCUCAAUAUAACAGAGUUGUCCUGUAAAAGGGAUAUUUUAACUUCAGCAAGUUCUUACUCUUGAAAAAUUAAUCUGGAACCUUGAAGGAGUCAGGGCACUUUUGCUUCCCAUGAAUUCCAAGAUCACAGUGCAGCCUGUUUGACAGGGCAUUCAUACUUGAAUUGAUCCAGGUAACUUUUCUUGGACUUCUGUACUGGCUUCCCAACUCAUUGUUUGUUUAAUAUAUUUUUGGCUAUUAAAGUAGGUCUGCAGCAGCAGUGCUUUGUGUGUGUGAGAUACCAAGAUAUUUCUGAAACAUGAAAGGAGGGAAUGGGAAAUAAAAUACUUGGUUUUAUUCAUGGAAGUUGUUUGGUAACCAGUGCUCUAAUCUGCUACAGCUGCUAGUAGUCUGCAAGGCAAUUCAUAACGGCUGCAUGAAAAAAUCUGCUUGCUGGCAGCUAGGGGUUGUGCAGGUUCAAAAAUCCAAUGCCGAACUUCUUAACUGCUGUUCCACUUCACUUUCCAAUAAAGCUUUUCUUCGGGCUUGACUGGCCACACGGUGGCAAUAACUUGCAAACAAAGCGCCGGAGCUGCCUGAGAGCGAUGCGAAACUCUCCCUCCCGGAGCUCUUCUCGGCUCUCUUCACCUCCUCUUUUGUUUCAGUAUUUAAUUGCAUGUAUUUCAGAAUUACUAGGCAACCCACCCCCAGAUGUGUAAUUGAAAGGUGAUGUGCUUGCAAUGAGGUUUUCAGGAUCUGCUCAGCAGAGCCCCAUCAUGUGAUCCUGGGAUGAGGUGGAGUUCGGCUUUAAGGGGGAGUCUCCAGCCUUCCCCACCAAUCUUUAGCAUCUCAGCUGGAGGAAAACCGGUGGAUUCUUCCCCUUCUCUGAUUCCUUCUCCCUUCAGCCCCCGAGAAGAUCGCGGAUAGGCGGAGCAGUUGCAAGCCCUUGCUCUCUCUUUGGAUAUCAGGCCAUGACUGCCAGUCUCCCAUAGGGCCUUCCCCUUUGUUCUGGUCAGCAAUUCCUGGUCCUGAAGUCCAGUGGUGCCAGGGGACUGGUGCUGAAGGUCUUGCCAGGCAGAUGUGGCAUCGAGGAGCGGGCUCUGCGGAGGAGCUCCCUGUGGGCUGACUGACAUACGUUGAUGGUCAGGAGUGGCUUGGAUGAGACCUGUGGCAGCUGGGAAUAUUAAACAGCAAGCUGGAAAAAAACAUGAAUGCUUCGGUUCUUGAUCCUCUGGGAAAUAAUUCCAGUCACCUGAACUUUUCGGAGAACUCUCAGAUCUUGCAGUUUGAAGAUGAGGACUGCCAUGUGCCUUUGGCCAUGGUCUUCACCUUGGCCUUGGCUUAUGGGACUGUGAUAAUUCUGGGAGUCUCUGGGAAUCUGGCCCUGAUUGUCAUCAUUUUGAAACAAAAGGAAAUGCGCAAUGUUACGAACAUCCUCAUUGUCAACCUUUCCUUUUCUGACCUCCUAGUGACCAUCAUGUGUCUUCCCUUUACCUUUGUGUAUACUUUAAUGGACCACUGGAUUUUUGGAGAGGCCAUGUGCAAAUUGAACCCUUUCGUGCAAUGUGCCUCGAUCACAGUCUCGGUCUUUUCUUUAGUUCUUAUUGCUAUUGAACGCCAUCAGCUGAUCAUCAACCCCCGUGGCUGGAGGCCAAACAACAGGCAUGCCUACAUGGGGAUAGCUGCCAUAUGGGUUUUGGCCAUAGCUUCCUCCUUGCCUUUCCUGAUCUACCAUGUGUUAACAGAUGAACCCUUCAGAAACAUAGCAUUUGAUGAAUAUAAGGACAAAUAUGUGUGCUUGGACCUCUUCCCCUUGGACACUGCCCGGCUUUCUUAUACCACCACUCUUUUGGUGAUUCAGUACUUUGGACCACUUUGUUUCAUAUUUAUUUGCUACUUAAAGAUAUACUUUCGCUUGAAAAAAAGGAGCAACAUGAUGGACAAGAUAAGAGACAGUAAGUACAGAUCCUCUGAAACCAAAAGGAUCAACAUCAUGCUGAUCUCGAUAGUGGUUGCCUUUGCAGUUUGCUGGCUUCCUCUCACCAUUUUCAAUAUCGUGUUUGAUUGGAACCAUGAAAUUCUGCCCGCUGCUACCUGCAGCCACAAUCUGCUGUUCCUGAUCUGCCACCUCACUGCCAUGAUCUCCACCUGUGUGAACCCUAUUUUCUACGGGUUUCUCAACAAGAACUUCCAGAGGGACCUGCAGUUUUUAUUUCACUUCUGCCACUUCCGCUCCCGUGAGGAAGAUUAUGAGACUAUAGCCAUGUCCACCAUGCACACAGAUGUCUCAAAAACCUCUCUAAAGCAGGCAAGCCCAGUUGCAUUUAAAAAAAUAAAUAGUGAUGAUGAUGACAAAAUAUAAAGAUGUUAUAAUAAUUCUACACCAAACCUUUGAAAUUUGCCCGCUGGUUAAAUGUGCCCAAGGACAAGCACAAUUAUGUAACAAGUACUAAAUGGGUAAUGCUUUUCUUCUUUUUACAAGGAACUUUGAUUGUUGUCACUUUGAAAUUUUAUGCUGUGCAUUUCUGCCCCUUAUGCUGCUUUAAUGUUCACAGCAGUUAUAUCCGAAUCUUAUUAUAGAAAGUAGCUCAACUUGCUACUACCUAUGGUUUUCAUCAACUUUCUCUUGUUCUGUUUCUUUGUACAGUUAUGUACUUUAGCACAAAGGUACGUUUAUAGAUUUUUUUUUUAGACUUUUUUAUUUAUUUAUUUUAUUUAUUACUGUUUAUUUCCCCAAAUAAGUAGUUCUCAGGAUUGUCCAUAUAAGAGCAUUAGAAGUGAUACGAACUGCAGGGAGACUGUCACUACGAAGGACUCCCAUCCUAGCAUAAAAUUAGGAUGUUCUGACUUGCAGAGUUGUUCCGUUGUUUGUUUGUUUUGUUGUUUCUAAUCUGUCUUUUGAUCAGUGUUAAAAUCCUGUGAAAGUAGUGGAGGAGUGCACAAAAUGAUUCUGAGAAACCUUAGAUCACGUUAAAUGGGGACGUGCCUUUGUCUCAUUCAGAGGCAAUUCAGACUGUAAUCACUUCGGUUCAAAGGGAGGAUUAGGAGAGAAAUUCUGUUGUCAUUUACAAGAGGAGUAAUUCCACAGAGCACAAUGGGAUAACUCUGAUUUUAACCACAGCAAAUGAAAGCACAAACGGGCCUUUAAUCCCAAAUGAUUAUAGCUGAUUUUAGUAAUACAGGCUUUUUUAAAUUAAAAAACACAAACCCCAUUUUCAUCUGCUAUCACUGGAAGACUGAGAUGAAAUCUGCUGUUGGUCCCAAGCAUAUGAACCAUGUAAAUUCUUCUUAUGUCCUAUGUAUGAAUGUCAAGAAUCUGAAGGGAGGUGGCAAUGUUUGCUUUCUGUACCAGGUGUGAUUCCACCCCUGCAGGUGAUGUUACAAAUCAGGUUUUGGGUUAAAAAAAACCUUCCAAAAUAGCUGUAGCUACAUGAAUUGUUUUGUGAUAAUUAGUGCUGAUCUAUAUAAAUGAUGUAUUGCCUCAUUAUAUUCUGUAUUCAGAUGCAAUGAUAUAAACCUGGAUUAUCUCCAAGGUGAUGGGUGUCUUGAGAUCUGCAAAACUUAAAAGAAGGAUAUAGUGUUGCAGUUGGUACAUUUUCCUUCCAAACUCAUAGUUCCUACAGUUGACUGAAGUGUGAGAAUAUUUGCCAAAUAUACACAAUAGAGCUCUGUGUGUUACUGCUUAAAAUAUAUGUCCUCUAAUUACACAAAAUAUACGUGACUAGAUCCCCAGCUGAGGGAAGCCUGCAUAUCUUGGCUGUUGUAAUGAAACGAUAACAAUAUCAGCCAGCUGAGGCUCUACAUCAUACAGUGUACUUUGCUAUACAAUCAAUGCCUUUCUGAGUAAUCAGCUUUUUAAAAAUACAAUAUAGUCUUUAUUUAGCAAUAUCGCUUUAUACCCUUCUGACAGAGAAGAGUGUAUUUAAAAUAGGUGUAAAUGUAGCAUCAGUGGGAACCAAAUCUGAUAUCUUUCUGAACAAAAAGAUCUCAGGAUGUGAUGGUGAAUUUAAUACUCUCUAAAUCUGAUAUGGAUAACUGUCUAAGAAAGGAAAAUUAUUAAGUUUGCCAGUAUUUAAAAGUCAAGAACUGUGCCUUGUACAGUCUUAAAAACAGUGUAGAAUAUUAAAGUAGCAAUGUGUUCUUGUGCAUUAUAAUUCCAUGUAUUUCUUUACUGAUAGAAAAUUUAAUUGAAAAGGAAGUUUCUGUACUUGAAAACAGAGAGAGAAUGUAAAAUGAAUUAUAUGACAGAGCUUUCUUUCAGAGCCUUGUCUUUUUGUAUUUUAUGGGAUUUCCCUCUUCUGGUGGCUCUGUAUGGAGUGUGUUGUUAAUAUGACAAGAGUCUCCUGAAAUUAUUCCCCUGUCUCUUCACAGUAAUUUUGCUAUACCAAAGGAUUUGUAUUUCCACAGAGAUGCAUUGUAGAAACCCAGAUUUGUUCUUCUGUUAAGAAUGACACACUACAGUUUCCCCACAAGAGAGAGAGAAAAAAAACAAAACCAUAAUGCAUUUUGAUUAUUAUUGUUCCUGUUUAAAAGAAAUAGAAAAAUCAUCACUUUCUUCAGAUCCAGUGGGAGAAGAAAAUAAAAUCAUUUGGGAAGUUU
This is a messenger RNA of Coturnix japonica (Japanese quail), 5273 nucleotides long. RefSeq names its product neuropeptide Y receptor Y1 (gene NPY1R). The record is from RefSeq and is a predicted model, not a curated record. Lineage: Eukaryota; Metazoa; Chordata; Aves; Galliformes; Phasianidae. Gene Ontology annotation, cellular component: plasma membrane; neuron projection. Gene Ontology annotation, biological process: G protein-coupled receptor signaling pathway. Gene Ontology annotation, molecular function: neuropeptide binding; neuropeptide Y receptor activity.